Molecule: messenger RNA, 3498 nt
Organism: Ceratitis capitata (Mediterranean fruit fly)
Lineage: Eukaryota; Metazoa; Arthropoda; Insecta; Diptera; Tephritidae
Gene: Amph
Product: myc box-dependent-interacting protein 1
Exons: 11
Coding region: 886-2964 (692 amino acids)
Cellular component (GO): cytoplasm; plasma membrane
Molecular function (GO): phospholipid binding; protein binding
Source: RefSeq, a predicted model, not a curated record
AACUAAAAAUAUUCAUUUGGAUCCAAAUCAAUAGAAAUAAUUAUGUUAAGUAAUUUUGUUUACUAAAUCUUUUGGACUUGAAUGUUUAUAUGCCCUUUCAAAUUUUAUGGGAUUUUCAAAAUGCUUAGAAAAUUGUUGAUUGAAAUCUUAUUAGCAAUGGUUUCAAACCAAAUGCGUCAGGUUUCGUUGCUGUCAGAAACUAAUUUGAGUCUCCAUCAAUAACCGUAUAUCGCCCCGAAAUCUCGUAAGCGCACUUCAACGCUUUCUGCCAGUAUGUAAACAGAUUUUUAUCACAUAUAUAUUCAUGCGUCAGUUUUGUAUAACACUUUGGCAGCUGUCAAAAAUUUUAAUUUUUUUGCUCUUUCAACUAUGUGGCAGCUUUCGUUUUUUUAAAUUCUCCACUGCUUUUGACAUUUCUACAAAAGCUUAUCAAAGUGACAGCCACAGAAAUUCUUAUUGGAAUUUUAGUUCACCGCUCGAAACGAAUUCAUUCACUUGUUUGUUGUCUUGCAUUCGCAUACCCGCUCGCGAAUUUUCACGCCGCAAAUUCUACAAUUUCAUUUCUUCUGUUUUGUUAAUAAGCUUUUGUUGUGUGUGGUGGUGCAGUUGCUUGAAAAGCAGGAUUUUUUAUUUGGCUAAAAAUAAAAGUUGUAUGAAAUAUGAAAAAAUAGAAACAAACAACAAUAGCAAACAAACGGAAAAGUCUUACGAUUGCCCUUUUUUUAUUAAAUAAUAUUUAUAAAGCGCUUCUACCAAUUCUACUUUGUGUUAUUGGCAGAUAUUUAAGUGAAAUAUUGCAUUCGCUUGGAGAAAUUCUUAAAUAGAAAUUUUGCGAACAACCUAAGACAGUGAGCAUUAAUUAUUCAAUUGUGAGUGCACUAGUUUAUGGGCGAGAAUAAAGGAAUAAUGUUGGCGAAAUCUGUACAAAAACACGCUGGACGUGCCAAGGAAAAGAUUUUGCAAAAUUUGGGCAAAGUCGAUCGGACUGCAGAUGAUAUCUUUGAUGAUCAUUUGAAUAAUUUUAAUCGCCAACAAACUAAUGCCAACAGAUUACAAAAGGAGUUCAACAAUUAUAUCAGAUGUAUUCGUGCCGCUCAAGCGGCCUCCAAGACCCUAAUGGAUGCCAUUUCCGAAGUCUACGAACCACAUUGGGUUGGCUUUGAUGCAUUGCAGGCACAAACUGGCGCUGCCGAAAGUCUUUGGCAAGAUUUUGCUCAUAAAUUGGCAGAUCAAGUAUUGAUUCCUUUAAAUACAUAUACAGGACAAUUUCCGGAAAUGAAGAAAAAAGUAGAUAAACGCAAUAGGAAACUUAUUGACUAUGAUGGCCAGCGGCAUUCGUUCCAAAGUCUCCAGGCCAAUGCUAACAAGCGCAAGGAUGAUGUAAAGCUCACCAAAGGACGCGAGCAGCUAGAGGAAGCUCGCCGCACCUAUGAAAUUCUCAAUACUGAGUUGCAUGAUGAGUUGCCCGCCUUAUAUGAUUCGAGAAUACUAUUUUUAGUCACCAAUUUGCAGACGCUCUUUGCAACGGAACAAGUGUUUCACAAUGAAACAGCUAAGAUCUACUCCGAGUUGGAGGCGAUUGUGGACAAAUUGGCAACGGAUUCUCAACGCGGCUCGAAUACGCUACGAAAGCAAACAAGUAAAUUCAUGGAAAGCACUGCCUUUUCUGCUCCAAGCCCCACAAAGACGUCGCCAUUCAAGCAAAUGAACAAUACAAAUACCACCAACAAUAGCAACUAUCAAAAUCAAAUCACUACAAACGGUUCCAGUAAUGUCAACAGUCCAUCAUCCACAUCCACAAGCUCCUCACAUCAAACAUCCAGGCUUGACUCAGUUUCUCCAACACCAGAAUCCACAGCGGACAACUUGAAGGCCGCCGACAACGCUGCCAUCCACUUGAACAACAGCAUCGGCACUGCAUCUUCGCCGGAAAAUAGUCCUCACGCUGGAGCUGAAGUAACACCACCACCCUACCAGAGCGCAGCGACACUACUUUCAUCCGUUUCCAACAACGUGACGCCCGACAAUAGCAACAGCAGAGCAGUAGCAGCAGCAGCAGCAGAAGAUCCGUGCGAAGCUGCUACACCAGAGAGUCCAAACGCGAAUACCACACCUGUUGCUGCGGCCGAGCAAAACCAAAAUGCAGCUACAGCCGAAGCGUCCAACACAGCCGAGGAGGUGGUAGUCAAUAACAAAACCGCCUCGAAUGGGACAAGUGCAGCGGCCAAUGCCGACGAAGUCAGCAGCAAUCCAAGGAAGUCCUUGAAGCUCACACCAGAACAGCUGAAUGGCAAUGCUAACAUCAACGAAAAUGCAACGGCGACGCAAUCAACCAACGGCAAUGCCAAUGCCGCUUCAUCUGCGGCAGCAGCAGCAGCACCGACAGCGACAGCGACAGCUACAUCGACGGAUGUGAACAAUGGCAAUACGGAUGAUGCGAAUAAGAAAACAGGAGGUAAAGUCAUUGAAAAGUCACCAAAAAGACACAAAGCACAAUUAUUGAACCCAUUGAAUUUGUUACGUAAAUCUCGCGCUGCCGCCACGUCUAAUAAAGGCGAUAAUGUUGAAAAACAUGCCGCUAGCAAUAAUGACCUUAAUACCAUUGUUGAUAAUAAUAAUGAUGCCCAACCGAAUGUUGAGCAAAAUAUUAGCACAGAAAAAAAGAGUGAAAAAAAGUUAGCAGCACCGGUUAGUAAGAAUCCUUUCGAAGAAGAUGAGCAAAUCUACGACAUACCAAGCGAGGCUACCACAUCGGAUUUGCCAGCGGGUGUGCUUUACCGUGUCAAGGCCACAUAUGGCUAUGUGAAGGAGGACGUCGACGAGCUUAGCUUUGAAGUUGGCGAUAUAAUACGCGUCAUCGAGUAUGACGAUCCAGAGGAUCAGGAGGAAGGCUGGCUGAUGGGACAAAAGGAGGGCACAACCGAGAAGGGCCUGUUCCCUGCCAACUUCACACGGCCGAUCUAAGCACAUACACACACACAUAUACACACGAAGCAACACAGCAGCAUCAGCAGGCCAGUGCAACGAACAAAACAAUAAACAAUAAGGAAGAAGAAGCAGUAGUUGAGAGAAGCCACAUAAUUAAUAUAUAUAUAGAGAGAAGAUAAAAGUUUAAGCUAUUAUACAUAGUAGGGAAUGACAGUCAAUGCAACCCGAGGCAUAAUUGCGACAACAGGAAUCGGCGAAUGAAAUUGGCUGCACGAAAGCGAAAAUUGUUAAUAUAUUCUUUAUUUUUCUUUUGGAACUUUGUAUUAUAAAUGAAAUUUUUUUCUGUAGAAAAAUCUAUUUCACUCUAUUAUUCUAAACGCAUACACACAUACGUAUAAACAAGAAAAUAUUUAUCAAAAAGGCACCAGUUAAAAUUUGUUAAACAAAUAUGCUACUUUAUGCACAUUUGUAUGUCCGAAUAAUUCUUUUUGGGUCCGUAUCUUGUAACUAUUUACUAUAACUACUACUAGUAAAUGCUACAGACAUAAUACAUUUGUAAUUGUAUUUGUA